This is a messenger RNA of Lepisosteus oculatus (spotted gar), 7477 nucleotides long. It is a transcript of the gene ubald2, whose product is annotated as UBA-like domain containing 2. The record is from RefSeq and is a predicted model, not a curated record. Gene Ontology annotation, molecular function: protein binding. NCBI's taxonomy places the organism in Eukaryota, Metazoa, Chordata, Actinopteri, Semionotiformes, Lepisosteidae.
UGAAAAAUAUUUUUGUUGCUGCUGUUCAGGCGAGAAGCGGAGUGGCAGGGAGGAUCGCGGUGGGGAAGAAUACCAGUGCAUUUGUUUUGUUUGCAGUUUUUUUUUAACUGGCCUUUUUCUACGCGUUUUUGUUGUUUUUGUUUUCGUUCUUCGAAGUGUAAGUUGCGAUGUCGGUGAAUAUGGACGAGCUGAGGCACCAGGUGAUGAUAAACCAGUUUGUUUUGACCGCUGGUUGCGCCGCCGACCAGGCUAAACAGCUCCUCCAGGCAGCUCACUGGCAGUUCGAGACGGCACUAAGCUCCUUUUUCCAAGAAGCUAAUGUUCCCAGUCACCACCCUCAGAUGAUGUGCACCCCACGCAACACGCCGGCCACCCCGCCCAACUUCCCGGACGCCAUCACGAUGUUCUCCAAGCUGCGGGCCUCGGACAGCAUGCACGGCAACAGCAGCCCUGUCCCGGGCUCCAUGGCCUGCUCGCCCCCCGCUGGCUUUGGCUCCUUCUGGGCCUCCUCGCCUCCCAGCCACCAGCCCGGCUGGCUGCCGCCUUCCUCCCCCACCAGCCACCACCUGCACCACCACCUUCACCACCAGACGCCCAUGUGGCCGCCCGUAUCCCAGCCCAGCAGUGCCCAGCAGACACCAGUGGUGCCCGCCCUGCACGGGCAGAGAUGAGACUCUUGGGAGGGUGGACACAUCUGGGAGGGGAGUGGUACCUUUCUCGUUCUUUACUUUUUCCUUUUUUUUAAUAAUAAUGACAGAACUGUUGUCUUUUGAAGACCUUUUUUUUUUCUCGUGUGUGUGCAUAUUGAUGUACGGCAAAGUACCCAAGCCAGGGGAGAGAACCACUAACAAAAAAGAGAUGAUAGGAAGUAGACAUGUAAUUCUUCUCCUCGAAAGGUUUGGGGGCUGGAAUUAGAGAAGACAGAGACAAAGCACUGGAAUGUUUUCAUCUCUUCCGAAGACACAAAAUGGCACUCAAGUGCUUGGAUGGGGACUGUUUUCUCUCCCCAUUGGUCAUCAGUUUCUUUUUCUUUCCGUUGCAAAAAGUCUUCAGGAUUUCACACCAAGCUUCGCCAGGAUAACAUCCGUCUUUUCAGCCACGACCAGCAUCCAGGAAAACAGGCGGAAAGCUCCUUUUUGUUGUAUUAAUCUUCCUUCUUCUCUCUCCACCCCUCUGGAAAGAUGAGGACAAGUCUUAAUUGCUUCCCUUGAAGUUGUUGCAGCAGCCCCUGUAAGUAGCUGGAAAACGACAAGGUAGGAUGCCAGUUCUUUUCCCCGAGUGCCCACACAAGCUCUAUACCUACAGGUGUGUAACGCGCACUGCCCCUGUCUGAAAAAUGAGUCUCAAUCAUAAUGGGGGUCUUCGGGACCCUUGUUCUGUCAGUGUCAUCCAUCUGAACAUCAGGAUCUACACGCAGUAAAGAAGUUUUGGACCACUGUUGUGUUCGUCAGGUCAUUGUGCUGGAAGCAAUAAGAAUAUGAAGCCACUAUUAAGGUUCCAUUGUUGAACGAAUCAGUGGACAUUCUGACAUCCCCAUACCCCAUGAAAAUCUGCUUUAUUAAAGCUUAUGACUAAAAGGAUUCUACAAACCAUGUUCCUUCUGUAUAGAAAAUUACAGUUUGAAUGAUAAAAUGACAUGAACUCAAUGGACACAGGAACACCUUUUAAACUGCAUCAAGGAUCGGCAGCUGUAAUUAACACAUUGGUUGUUCUGCACCAGCAUCCAUAUGAUUCAGAACUUGCGUCUUUUUAGUUACCAGUGGAGUUUCCUGUGGUGUUGUGGCUGGUUGUGGUAAUUACCCCAGCAGGCUGCAUGCCGGAAAGGAUCAUUCAUGUACAUUUAAGUUUUUUAAAUGGAUAAAUCUUGAAACAGUUGAAACUAAUGGUUGCAAUCUGUGUGGUGGUUUGACACUGUGCAACCCUGGGUAACGAAUUAAGUGAUCAAAUAGAAGAGUCAAGUCACUGUGCUCGAAUGGAAAAUGCCCGUUUCUAAACCUAGUUUGCAAAUGUUUUGACGAAGGGGGGUUGAUGUCUGUUUAGGGAAUCUCUAUGGAUUUCUGGUUUUCAAUAAUACAAACCUUUGUUUCUUACCAGAAUCAGCACAAUAUCCUGCACUGCAUCUACCUCUGAUUGGUGGUAAAUACGCACUGAAAAUGGUUUGUUUUCUUAUCUUAACUGCUGUGAUGCUGAAAGACACUAAAGCCAGGUACAUUUCACUGGUCUGAAGAGUGUGAAGACAGGUUCAAGAGACAGCUUACACUGUUUCAGGGACCUGAGCAUUACAGGCCUCCAGCAACACUCCCAAGCCAUACAGACUCUUUAUAACCAGUUAUAUUUGCCUGGAGGGCUGCAUAGCAUGAAAUAGAGUGAUGGGGAAAAGAUUUAGAUUUGAAAGAUGACAUAAAGCUUCCCAAUAUGUCAAAAUAUUUGCAAAUCUGUGGUUGAUCUCCUUUGACAUGAGACUGUCAAGCGUACAAAUCUGUAGGAAAGAUGCAAUGAAAGUGGGUGUUGAGCACUGGUGUGACAUCACUUCCCUUUAAAACAUUUCUGUCGAUAUCAUUGAAGCGGAGGAAAACAUUUGAUUGCAGCACUUUGAUCCACUUCAGGUUUAAAUGUUGAGUCUUUGAUACUUGAAUACAAAGUGCUGGUUGUUUCCAGCUUCUUACUGUAUUUUGGGUAAAUUUGCAGGAACAGAUGUAUGAAGUUCCUCUUCUUGGCAGUAAACCAGAGCCGGUUUGGUAAUUCUGUCCAGAAAGCAGUAGUGUGAGCUUUUAGUUUUACAUAUCCAGUAUUUUUGAUUAGUGGUUAGCCAGUUUAAAGUCACAGUUUUGGGGGAUUUCUCAGUCACUGUGUAGUACCUGAAUUAGCUAACAUGAAAAAAUGAUACCACUGGGUAAAACUUUGAGUUUACCAAGCUGCUUUGGAAAUUGCAAUAUUUCCAUUAGUCACAUCCAGCCACCCAGAUCCAUAGUGUACACAAUUGAUCCCCUGCUGGAAGGGGCACCAGUCCAUUGGAGGACCCUGGCAGUAAGGGGCAAAGUAGAGUGGCCAGCAUAUGAUUAGGAGGCAGGAGACAAUUGGAGCAGCUGUCAGAAAGCUUUGUGAACGUAGGAAAUGCAUGCAGAUUCAUGCAAUUCACACGAAUUCCUUAAGCCAAGGACCCAGGAUCUAAGAGAUUGCAGGGCGAACUGUAACAACAUUGGCUAUUUUGCUUUUUAAGAGCUAUUUGUGCAAGAACCUACAGCUUGCAGUGGAUCAAAUUGCUGUGAAGUAACCAGUGGUUUCACUGCUGUAAUAUCUGGAUUAUUGAUUGUUUCUGAAACACAUUUGUUGAUGUUUGGGAAAACCUAAGCCAGGAUGAAAUGGAACUUUUAUGACAACUUUUUUGUUAGAUUACCAGAUAACCUGAAUAGGUUAGUCUUGACUAAGUGAGAAUUGGAGAUAGUAAGACGAGACCUAACUUGUCAUCUCAAAAAAUGUUGAUGGAGAAAUUCAGAGUUUUCAGUUUUUUAAGGAACCAUAUAAACGUUACAAUAUCCUUUCGCAAACAUGUUUGUGCAUCUGUGUUUCAGCACAGUUGUUCUGGAGAUUCUUAAUACAAUAUCUAAUGGUCCUGAAGGGCCAGUAUGUCUACAGGUAUUCUAGAGCUCUUUAAAGCCUUGGUACCCAAAGCACCGCACGCAGUUGUUAAACUGGUCUAGUUUAGGUUAACAGCAAGCUGAGUUACUGUAGGUUCUUAAGAGGCAAGCUGAAAUGAAAGCCUAUGAACACUCUGACCUUCCAAGUCCUGAAUUGAAUGCCCUUGGUCUGGAGGAUGUUUUUCUUAUUUUUUUGGGUGUUUUGGAGUCCCGUGGGUAUUUGGAAUGUGGGUAUUUGGAAUGGACGUCAUCAAGAGAUCACUUUGAAACGUGUGGAUUUCUAAGAGCAGGACACACUGCCAUGUGACUCGGAGACCAUCACCAGCACUGUCCAGAAGACUCCUUUCACGGUCCUCUGUGUGCAAACUGUCUGCCGCCAGAGACAAGCAUUUAUUUCUCCUGUCCACAAAGUCACUUUGUACAAGUCUUUGAGAAAGUGAUCUUUUUUGUUGAUUGCUUUUGGAACAGGGAGAUGUGUUGAUGUGUUUUUUUUUUUUAUAAAACUACAUGAUGCAUCUGUCUUGAGUUUUAACAGAUGGUUUGAAUGACAAUACUGUAGCUUCAACACUGCUUGGAAGUAGUUAUUUUUAUUUUGGCAGGGGCACAAACUCUCCGAUUGAUGAUUGAUUCAGGUAUCCUAGCUUUGUGCAACAGUUUCCAGUUUCCUCCCAGUUUUUUGCUGCCCUGAGCUCCUGGUGUUGAGGUGUACAUGUGAAAGUCAUUAAGUCAUCAGUCCUAUACACCGCUGUCCGGAGACAGUGCUCCAUUCUCUUCCAUUCAAGCCAGUUGACAACAAGUCUUGGACAGAGCCUCAGCAAUAAUGUAUUAUUCAGUCAGCUCAUGAAAAUGGUAGUUGAGGCUUUUUUCCAUCUCAGUGCAAAAAAAAUCUAGGUUAUGAUUUUGUUUCUAACAACAUUUGCAUUUUAUAGCUAUAUUGGCAGAGAAAAUUGAAAUAGAGAUUAUUGAAAUACUUCUGAUAUAUUUUUAGAGGUAUUGUGAAGGAAAUUGUUGGGGGGGGAAAAAUAUCCUCUUGAAAUGUCUUUCAAGCCCAGAUUAUUACUAUUUAAUAUACAAUAAAUGAAUUUAAAUGGUUAAAAGAGUUGAUAAGAAGGUUUUGAAACGUGUUCUAAUUCUUACCCUGAGCUGUUGAACAGUCCUGUUUUUUUUCUGCAGUGGCAUCCUCUCAGUGUUUUUAACACCUGAACUUUGUCUCAGUAGGUUUACAGUAAUGGGUCCAGGGCAUGUUUCCCUCCCGUCACCUUUGACCCCCAUAACAGAAGAGGGGGUGAAAACCAACAAAAAAACAACACAUAGCGUCCAUUGUUUCUCCCUGAGCUGCCAACACUGCAGUGACGAUCCAUUGCGCUUUAAGAGAAAAAACAAACUUAUGGAUUUGUUUGAGAAUUUCCAGAAAAUUUCCAGAAUGUGGAAUUGAUGGACUUAAGAGUGCCUCAGUCUACCAAACAUUAGCAUCACAACAGAUCCUGGGAAACUCUUACGGCAUCUGUAAAAAGUUGUCAGGAUGGUCAUGUUGGAGAGAAAUUAAAGGAUUGUUACUUAAACAGCUACAAGAGUGAGUGAGGGAGCCUGAUGCUCUAUACCCUGAAAAGCUGCCUGAACACUGGCACUUCAGUUCCCAGGUGAAUGAUUGGCUGAACACUGCAGGUGUAAGAGCAGACCUGGCUCCAGCAAUGGCCACUGUUCUUGAAAUCUUUUAAGAGCCAGAGCAAACCAUCAGGUGUUCAGCUAUGCCAACUAUAUAUACUGUAGGUCAGAACCUCAGCAGCAAGGCAAGGAAUAUUUCAGUUUCAGUACUUUUCUUGAGAACUAAUGUAGGUUCACACUUAGAAGAAGGCCAGUACCAAUUCUGUUUGGUUGACACACCGUAGUGUAGCACUUUGUCUUUAUCACGUUUCUCCGUUUCACACCCCAGUUACCUCUGUAGACCUCUGCAAUGCCAGAUCAAACAAAGUCUUUUUGACAAUAACCCCUUUAGAAAUUUGGUGAUUGAGUGUCAGUUCAACGAGGUAGUGUCGCCAUAUGUCACAAAAUUGGACACAGUUUGGACGAAUUUUCUGAAAUCUCAGUGGUCAAUUUUAUAAUAGUAGAAGAAUGGUAAUCUGGAGUAUCGGUUUAGGUGAGAAUUCUCCAACCUUUCAGUUCAGAAAAAUUGUAGAUGUUAUAAAGUUAAAAAUUAGUAUUUGCAGUAUGUUUAUCCACUCCACAUAAUGGGUUCUUGUCAUAGACUUACCAGUACAUCACUGCACAUGAAAACAUUUUGUGACUUUUCCCAACAUGAUUACUACAAUAGUUCAAUGUUGUUGAAAAUUGAUGACUAAUGGUCUGUAAUGCAUAAUGGAGAGUUGUGUCCGGAACCAAGUUUAGAUAACCCUGAUAAUAUGGUGCAUUCACACUACAGCUGAUUGUGGAAAGUUAAACAUAACCGCCAUGUGACUUCUGUACACUUUUGAAAUAUGUGGGCUAAGAAACGUGUUCAGUUGCAUAUGUUGUGUCUACAGGCUUUAAAAACAUUAGAAAAUGCAUUUUUUGUUGCUUAUGAGUAACAUUACACAAUUUGAAGUGGCUACAAAUGCUGUGGAAAUUGUUUUCGAGAAUUCUGUAAUAGAUGAGGUGCCUACUGUAGAGCUGUAUAAUUGCUAAAUUAACAUUUUGAAACAAAAGUCAAAUGUUUGGGUCAAAAGGGUUAAGCUUUCAUUCAUUACUAUAAUUGCUUUCUUUCCACUAAUUGGAAUAGAAUAUCAAAAAUGUUCUGCCUUCAAAAUGUUUUUUUUUUUUACAAUGUAAUUGUUUAUAUCUCAGGAACAGAGAUCUCUGGUGAAGUGUUGGAUCAGUGUUAUGACUCAGUUGUGUAAUCCUAAACUUGAUACCCCCCUAUGUCAGGCCCUAGUACCCUUCGGACUCCAGCGAUGACCCUUUGAACCUGCAACCAAGAGUAUACUGUAUGUUAAAAUAUGUUGAUCACACUGACUACAAAUUCUAGCAGGGUGUGAAUGCCGAAGACUGUAGCAUACUUAUUUCAGAUCAGUCACCACACAGAUUUUAGUUUUCCAUCAAAUCACAUUUACCAACAUUUUGUAGAUUUGUAUGUAUAAGUCAGCUGAUUGAGCUGUAUAGUGACUUUUCCUUUCGAACAUUCUGUCCCAGCUGGCAAAAUAUGCACACUUUAAGCUUGACUAGGAUUAAGUUAAAGUAACUGGCCUUAUCUCAGAAUUGUGAUUAAAUGCUGUUUAGAUGGCUCUGGACCUUUUAUCCCAGUGACCACUGGGUGCACUACAUCUGCAGCUGUAAUAAUGUUGUCAGUGAUGGCUUUCUGUCAGAUGUCCCAAUGAUUGUCCCAGUUUGUACAGUACGAGGGAGUAACAAAAGUGUAAUAAUGAGGCCAAAAUUCUUUUGUAUAAAAGGACAAACUGCUUUUCUUUCCUGUUUAUUUCCCCUGUUGAAAUUUGUAUUUAUAUAUUUAAAAAAAAAGUAUUAUUUGCUACCACCAUGUUGUGUCUUGUGCUUUUGUCUGGAAUUGGUUUAUAACUAACACAAAAACAUUUGGAGCAGCCUGUUCUAGAGUACAUACUCAUCUGUUCUUUACCUCUACAUUGUAAGAUCUAAAAAAUAAUGGUAGUAUGCCAAUGUUAUGUAAUGAAAAUGCAACAGUGAGAUUAAGAUUCAUCAAGAUUGAUAAUAGUACUUUUUAAACACAACUAUUUGUCCCCAGCUGUCUGGUGGGGUAGUACAGGCGUAAAGCCAUGAGGUAAACUGGUAUUUUAUCCUGUGUAAUUGAUUUAUUAGGAAACAAUGGCCUAAUAAAUAGUGUUUUCAAUCCA